GUCCCCCGAGGAUGCAACAUAAAUGGUUGCCUCCCGAGAACUGUCGCAACAGCUCACCAUAGCCAUUUUGGCUCAAGGCUCGAACCUUUUCGCUUCACCUGCUCACGAAUCAUCUGGGCUUUCAGCUGCGUUCCCCUCGCUCACGAUGACGGUGACGAUGGGAGAGAAUGGUCCUGUGGCUUCCAAGUUCUGCAGCGCACAGUCUGGCAUCGUGUGGCUCGGUCCUUUGCAUUGUGCAUUCUGGAUGCGAGCAGCUGCGAAGCAUCUGCAGUCAAGCCCAUCAUAUCAUGGAGAGCGUCAUCCACGACACCCACUCAGUGGUCUAUGAUCAUAGUUGCGUCGAAGGGCCGUCGAAAUCUGCAACGCUCUCCAGAUAUAGCUACUUGCAGAGCUCUGAUGGGCGGCUCUUGGUGUCGCUGGCUUCUUGCAAUGGAGUUGUUGGUCUUGGGUUCGCUACGAACAAGAAGUACCGCCUGCAGGCCGCGAAGCUCAGCCUCGCCAUCGCCUCUGCGAUUCUUCGGGGACGCGAGGCUGUGCCCGGUCUGGAGCAGGUGGCUCACCUGCUGCAGGCCGCCCGGACGCGCGAGCUUUCGAGGAACGAGGCCGAUUGUCGCCCUGCGCCAGGAUGCGUCCACGAAGAAGAUCGUCAUCGGAUGAAGACCACCUCUGUCCUGGGCCUUGGCGCCCCGACCCUCGACGUCUCGGUCGGCGGGGGCGCAGCGGCCCCGCCUUCUCCGGACGCCCUGCGCGAGCACAGGGGGCUGCAGAGCCCCCUGAGCUGCAGCCGAGAGGAGAACCCGUGGGCGCAGAUGACCGACGAGCCUCACGAGACCGCGUGCCCAGUGCCCUCGGUCUGCUCGCCGCCGGCUCAUGCGACCGCGUGCCCACCCCCCUCGAUCUGCCCACCGUUGGCUCCGCUCCAGGAGAGGCCGACCACCCAGGGCGAGGGGAGCCCCAGAGCAGAGGGCAGGCCGGGGCGAUCCUGCGCCGCAGCGGCGCCGGCCGAGGCCUGCGGCCUCCCCUGGUCGCUGCUGUGGCUGCAGGCAGGCGCCGCCCGCCCGCCGCCGCCGUCGCCGCCCCCGCCGGCCUCCGAGCACGCGCCCCUGCCGGCCUCUGGGCGGGCGCCCGAGGGUGGCGGGCGCAGCAGCUCCUCGCCCUCCAGCGCGCCGGGCUCCGCUCGGGGCGCCGAGCCCGCGGGCGAGGCCCGCGCGGCCAGCGCCGACGCGGGCGGCGACGCCGCGGGCGACGCUGGGGUCGAGCUCAGGGGUCUGGACGUCUGGUGCCCCACGGCCUUCCAGCUUGCCGACCGGGCAGACGAGGACCCCACGAUAAUCUUCCACGAGGGCUCCCAGAUCGAGGGCCCGUUCGUCGCCUUCGGCGACGUCGUGUGCAGCGAGCGUUACAUUCUGUGGCAGGCGCACAUCUGUAACCGUGAGUUCCGGAGGGCCCCCGUCGAUUUCAAGAAGUUCUGGGAAUUCCCACACAUGACGCUCGCGAAGCUCGAGAUCGGGAGCGCAGAGAGACGUGCUAAUCGUUCCACGUGGAUCGUCGACCUGGAAGAUGGCCCGGAGACGUACGAUCUGGCGGAUCUGCUGCGUGACUUGAACGAGCUGCUCGGGCGCGAUACCACCGUCUACCGCCUCCACGCCGGCCACCUGUCGGCCGAUUACUGGGGCUUGCGCUACAACAUCUCAGGCGGCCCCGCACAUGUGGCUUUCCGCAGGGUGCAGGCCAUCCUGCGUGACCGCCUUGCGCUGCUCGGGGACCGCGUGUCGUUCUGGGCGGACGAGCCCGCCCUGCCGCACGUCACGUUCGAGUACCCCGAGAGAGUAGAGGUGACGGAGGCCUCGGAGCUGCCGAGGGCCUGCGAGGCGGCGGAGGAGGAGUCCGCCGACACCUUCAGCAAGCACUCCUCGCUCGAUGAGAUGCUGGAUAGGCUCGACAAGCUCCAGCUUGGACGCUUCAAGCCGCUCUUCAAGCGCGAGCGGUUGUCCAUGAGCGUGCUUCCUCUCCUCGGACACCAGGAGCUGAAGGACGCGGGCGUGCUGAAGCUCGGGGACAGGACAAAGCUCAUGGAGCUCGGGCGCGAGAUCUUUGGCAGCGCUGGCGCUUGAGUAAUUCGUUUUUUUUGUGUUCUGCGUCGAGGCGCGGCCAGUGCGAUUGUGGUCAGGACCUGUUCUUCGGCAGUGAUGCCUUCCUCCGGCUUCCCAAGCGAUGGGCCGGUGCUGCGCGGCCUGAUGCAUCGUAACAGUCAUUGCGGCUUCUCUCGAACUCAGUGCAGGCGUGCUGUCGCGACUCGUGCAGGCGGAGCUAAGCCUCCCCCUGUGCUGCUCUCAUUCCAACAGGUGGUGCACCACCGCUGAAUUGCGAAGUGCUCUGAUAAUAGCUCGGACCAGCCACUGCGUGCCCCUUUCGGGGCAGGCUCUUUUCCAGACUUACUUCGCCUGGCACAGAAGAAUUCGUGAAGAUCCCAUAAUCCAGCGCCUAGAAGCGUCUUGUGGCUUAGCUAUCACAGGGUCGCGAAAUAUUGCGCUGCGUGCUGUACUCACCGGCCUUAUGGUUGCGAUGAACCGAUCUUUAGAAAUGCUGGCCAUUUGCAAUUCAAAAUAUAGACCCCCUCCUGCUGCACUUUGCUUGCCAUGCAAGUGUAGGACUGGCUUUCCCUAGCGAGCGUGUCUUGCCUGUCGAGCGCUCGGGGGAAGAGGCGUCGGCGGAGG
This is a messenger RNA of Prorocentrum cordatum, 2717 nucleotides long. NCBI's taxonomy places the organism in Eukaryota, Dinophyceae, Prorocentrales, Prorocentraceae. The record is from the annotation of a GenBank genome assembly.